AUGCCUCUUUGUGGUAGCAGCACCAAAAGCAUACAGCGAAAGAUUGUCAUUCUUGGCGAUGGCGCAUGCGGUAAGACGUCGCUACUUAAUGUGUUCACGCGCGGGUAUUUCCCACAAGUGUACGAGCCUACGGUGUUUGAAAACUACGUGCAUGACAUUUUCAUCGACGGCCAGUCUGUGCAAUUGUCCUUGUGGGAUACAGCGGGCCAGGAGGAGUUUGAUCGUUUGCGGGCCUUGUCGUACUCCGAUACCCACUGUAUCAUGUUGUGUUUUUCCAUCGACUCGCCAGACUCGUUGGAGAAUGUGCAACUGAAGUGGGUGGGCGAGAUUGCCGAUCACUGUGAAGGUGUCAAGCUCGUUUUGGUUGCUUUGAAGUGCGACUUGAGAAACCAGGAAGAAGAGGCGCAAGUCCGUGAGGAUGAGCUGUUUAAUCCUUAUUCGCAAAAUUCCGGCCCCUACGCACAGCAGAAGCGCUUGAUUUCAUAUGACGAGGGUUUGGCCGUUGCGAAAAAGGUCGGUGCCUUGCGCUAUCUUGAGUGUUCGGCGAAAAAGAACCGUGGUGUCAACGAGGCCUUUUCCGAAGCCGCACGUUGUGCCCUUAAUGCGAGACCCAAGGGUGCCAACGACAAUGAGCCUGAAAAGAAGGGUUGCGUUGUUAUGUGA
Molecule: messenger RNA, 663 nt
Organism: Clavispora lusitaniae ATCC 42720
Lineage: Eukaryota; Fungi; Ascomycota; Pichiomycetes; Serinales; Metschnikowiaceae
Gene: RHO3
Product: Rho family GTPase
Biological process (GO): small GTPase-mediated signal transduction
Cellular component (GO): cytosol
Molecular function (GO): protein kinase binding; GTPase activity; GTP binding
Source: RefSeq, a predicted model, not a curated record